Messenger RNA from Hyaloscypha bicolor E, 1717 nucleotides. RefSeq names its product Zn-dependent exopeptidase. The coding region runs from base 43 to 1578 and encodes 511 amino acids. Gene Ontology annotation, molecular function: metalloexopeptidase activity. Gene Ontology annotation, biological process: proteolysis. The record is from RefSeq and is a predicted model, not a curated record. NCBI's taxonomy places the organism in Eukaryota, Fungi, Ascomycota, Leotiomycetes, Helotiales, Hyaloscyphaceae. The transcript is spliced from 3 exons.
UGAGAAUUCCCUUUGGAGUCGGAAACGGCGACCCAUGCGACAAUGCGAUCGCUUCUAGAUUUUGCCGGCCUCCUUUGCACGGCAAUACUCAUUUUUCGACCAGGGGUAUUUGCUUUAUCAGACCACUCACCGACCUUCGGAAGCAAUGGUUUCGCAAAUUGGGGUUCGGCAACAUGGCCACUGUCCAGCGUAGGAGUACCACUCGUCCCGCAAACAACAGACCAUGAAACUCUCGAACUAUUGAAACAAAUAGACUCGAAACGAAUCCAAUCAGCAAUACAAACACUUGUUAAUUUUGGCACACGGCAUACAGCUUCAGACACCACGAGUCCUACUCGGGGCAUCGGAGCAGCACGAAAAUGGCUAUUAAGUGAGAUGACCGGGCUGGCGAAACCGUCGAAUGGAGCCAUGAAUGUUUCCAUGCCGUGUUAUUUUCAGGCAGCUCAACCGAGUUCUGGGAUGCCAAUUGGGGCGGACGUGUGUAAUGUGCAGGUUGAGAUCAAAGGUGCUGUAGACCCGAAUAGGACUUAUGUUUAUACCGGGCAUUACGACUCGAGGAGGUUGAAUAAUAGCAACAACAUGGACGACGCCCCAGGGGCUGAUGAUAAUGCUUCUGCAGUGUCUAUUGCUUUAGAACUUGUUCGCAUUCUUGCUCCCAUUGUUGCAAAGAACCCGCCUGCUGCCAGUAUCAUCAUUGCAGCUGUUUCAGGUGAAGAGCAAGGAUUGUAUGGCAGUAACUUUCUCGCUCAAACGCUGAAAAAUGCCUCAGUCAACGUGCAAGGAAACUUCAACGACGAUAUUGUAGGAAGUGGUUCGAACGCCCCCUUCGACCCUCAGAACCAGCACACCGUCCGAAUUUUCGGCGCCGGAACAGACUAUUUGACUCUCCCAGCCCGCAUCAUCACAGAAAUCAUCGCAACGGGCUAUCAAGAUGACACUCCAGCUCGCCAUCUAGGACGUUACGUCCAAGAACUCAACGCAGGUGCCGCAUUUGUGACUGAUAUGGAUGUAGCACUCAUCUACAAGCCCGACCGUUUCCACCGCGGAGGCGACCACGAAUCCUUCCCCAAAGCUGGAUUUCCAGGCAUCAGAUUCACGGAACCGCAGGAGGAUUUCUAUCAUCAGCAUCAGGAUCCGAGGACUCAGGAUGGUGUUAUUUACGGCGAUGAGAUUGAAUAUGUAGACUUCGACUACACCGCGAGAGUGGGGAGAGUGAAUCUACUCAGUCUUUGGAGUAUUGCGAAUGCGCCUGCUACCCCGUCGAAUUUCACGUAUGAUGUGAAUAUUGGGUUCCUGGCGAGCAGCCUGACGACUCCCGCUGAUUAUCUUGAUAAUAUUAUCAAGCUUUAUUGGAAUACGAAUCCAGUUGAUCCGUUGCUGGAUUAUUAUGAGAUUGUGUGGCGGCCGAUGUCUAGUCAACAGUGGACACAUAUGGUAAAUGUUGGGACUCAAAACACGACUCGCCUUCCGAUCAGUAAGGACAACGCGGUAUUUGGAUUGAGGGCGGUAGGCAAGAAUGGGAAGAAGAGUCCAGCUACCUAUGCGUUGGCAGUGGAGUCCGAGUACUUCGGUUCUUAAUUCAGGGACAAAGGGGGAAAACAAAGCGAACAGCAGGGAAGGAAACUUAGGAAACAAUGAUAUUGUUCCUUUGUGGAUUUAAAAGGGCGAGGAACAUAGCAGAUAGAACAGUAUAUAACAAUAAAUUAUCAACCUUCCG